Rhizopus microsporus ATCC 52813 is the source of this 1575-nucleotide messenger RNA. RefSeq lists its product as uncharacterized. Gene Ontology annotation, biological process: protein transport. Gene Ontology annotation, cellular component: cytoplasm. The record is from RefSeq and is a predicted model, not a curated record. NCBI's taxonomy places the organism in Eukaryota, Fungi, Mucoromycota, Mucoromycetes, Mucorales, Rhizopodaceae. The transcript has a single exon. Bases 1 to 1575 code for a protein of 524 amino acids.
AUGCCGCAUUUAAAGACGACACAUAAAGAAGAUGCAACUAUUCUAUUUGACCUAGACCCUUCAUUCACUGGGAUUAUGCGUGGCGUAGCCAAUGAUGAAUCAGAAGGUUGUUCUGUCAUUGGAAACUGUAUUGUUCAAGUUCAUAAACCAGUAAAGAUUAGAAGAUUCAUUGUUUGGUUAGAGGGUCGUUGUAAAGUCAAUAUCAAGGGCACUGGUUACAGUGUCUCCAACACAGAAGGAACGGAAAGCAGAACGCUCUAUUCAAAAGAUAUCCACUUUAUGGGUGAUGACGGCUUAGUACACACCUUGAUGCCUGGUCAAUACGCCUACCCUUUCCGAUUCGAUCUUCCAGCCAAUUUACCUGCCAGUUUUCGUGGUAAGCGAGGUUACAUUCGAUACAGACUACAAGCCGCCAUCCAUCGCCCCAAUAUGUUUUCAAGUGACAUCCAAGCAUCAAGAGAUAUCCCUAUCAAACGCUGUUUACUCAAUGAUCACACUAAUAUGGCAGAUCUUCGAGAAACGUACGAGGGCAAGCAACAUACCAACAAACUACGCUAUUCAGCGACUGCGCCUAGCAUUGCUUAUCGUGAAGGUGGUCUGAUCCGACUCAACAUUGAAAUGCAGCUUCAAAGACCAGAAACACAAUCUAUACGAACAGUGACGUGCGCAUUACGCGAGCGUAUCCAGUACCGAACCACAGAUAGCAAUGCCAGCACCGUUCUCAGCAAGACGGACAACCUCUUUCCUUUGGGCUACAGCACGUUCUAUCCAAGCCAAGCUCCUGACUAUGAUCCCAAGGCAAAGGCAGACUAUAAUGCCCUCUUCCGUCUCUGUCCUCGUGUCAGUGCCGAUUUGAAUAGUCGAUUGAUGAAAGUGACUCAUGCACUUGUAGUUAAUAUCAUGCUUGACGACUCACAGCCUGACGAUCAAGAGGAAGAAUCUGCUUAUGAAACAGAAGCAACUGAUACCGAAUGGAAUGCUUUCUCUGAAGACGAACGACAUGUCGAUACCAAGCAUAGUAGCCCAUCCUCCACUCCUCCUGGUUCUACUCCUGGUUCGCCCAUUCUCAGUCGUUCCUCUUCUGCUUCCUCGCUUGUCUCUAUUUUUGCCAUGGGUCGCUCUCAUUCUAAUGGCUACACAAGUGGUGGCGAAGAACUGGCCACGAUUCCAGCUAUCAAAAGCCAUCGAAAAAAAUCUUCCAAGAAACACAAGGAUUCGCAUGGUUCUCACUUGACUCUUUGCACUCUCGAGGUACCUCUCGUCGUUACAUCUCGUGAGCAUUUGUGGAAUGAAAAGCCCAACCCUCCUGCUUACGAUGAGGCCCAGGAACCACCAAGCUAUGAUACUGCUCUUGAUGAUCUUCCUCGUGCACCCACUUAUCCAACAGAUGAUUCUGGUAGUGCUAACAGCAGUGCUCGAUCAAGUCAAGAGGAAAUUCGUGAUCAUGAUCAUCACGAAGGUAGUAGUAGUGCUCGACCAUCACUUGUGUCUCGAUCUUCUUUUAUGGAAGCAAGACAUGCUGCUGCCAAGGUUCUCUCGGCUGUUUCAUCCAAAGUACCUCGCUCUCACGUAUAA